Thecamonas trahens ATCC 50062 is the source of this 2652-nucleotide messenger RNA. RefSeq lists its product as uncharacterized. The record is from RefSeq and is a predicted model, not a curated record. Lineage: Eukaryota; Apusomonadida; Apusomonadidae. The transcript is spliced from 3 exons. Bases 1 to 2652 code for a protein of 883 amino acids.
AUGGACGUGCUCGUCACCACUGCCAUGCUGGCAGCUAGCGGUUCGCCAGUUUCGGUGAUCAACCCAUCCCCGAUGCGUCUCACCACUGGCGCCCAUCUCACACUUCCUGCGAAUGUACGCUCACUUGCGGCCCUUGUGCGACACGUGCUAGCCCUGUACACAUCGCCGCAGCAAACCAAGGAAGAUCAGCUUGCCCAUCGCAGCCGCGGGGGUGGCCCUCUUGCCCACGGUCUCUCCCUCGCCGCGAUCUCGCCGGAUCUAGCAAAAGGUCGUGAACGGCUUGCCGCCGACUCGGCCUGGGCGACUGCCGAUGCCGCCGCCGACGAGCUGGUAGCGGCAGCGGAUGGGCCAGCACUCCUCCUCUUUGCGCCAUGGUCGGUCCCAGUCGCCCUUGCCGCCGUCGUCGCCUCGGUCUUCCAGGCCGCUGCCGCCGUCCUUGACGCACCCGCUCUCGCCCGCUCGCCAACCGCUGUUGCUCUCCUUCUCGACGGCGCUGGCCCUUGCAACCGCGCGUCAGUCAUCGACGCGCUCCUCGCCCAUGUCUUUCACACCUUUACCCCUGAUCAAGUCGCAGUCUUCAACCCAAGCACUCCGCUGCCGGCCCGAGCCACACUUCCGCGCGUCGCCAUUGUGAUUGCAGCUAGCCAUCGCGGCCUUCCGGAUCUUGAUAACCUCGUUCUCGUGCACACCGUGGUCUACGCCGCAUCCGCCCGCGCACUCGCACCACGCAUUGCCCACCUCGUUGUCGCCCAUGGAGUUGCUCUCGGCGGCACCCCGGGACCAGGUAUCGACGCGCCGUGGGCGCUCGUCGCCGGCCCGACGCCGCGCUCGCCUGUCUUUGCGCGCAUCUGCAUCGUCGUUGUCGUCGCCACCGCUCCGGCGCGCGCCGCGUUCGCCGAGCUCACCACCGCCGGUGCUGCUGUGCUUGACAUGAUUCAGGACCACCUGCCCCGCAACGCUGGCGGUGCAAGCUUUGGUCCCCGCGCAGGCGACUAUCUGCGCCAUCUCGUGGUCUCACUUCGCCAGGUCGGCGAGGCGUCGGUGCCGCUGCUUCCGGCUGCCGGCGUGCUUGUUGUCCUCGCACAGACACUCUACGCCUGGUCAUCAGCCGGCUGGUCAUACGCAUCCGAGGCACUCGAGACCGCAACGAGCGCGCUUGUUGCUGUCCAUCCGAUCCUCAGCUCGACGUUUGCUGCCUGGCGCGCCAUUCUCGACGCUGGCAGCGAGGCCGAUGUCAAGAUUGACGAACUGACCAAGCAGCUGGAGGCGGAAACCCGGACCUCAACCGCGAUCGUCGUCCUUGUUGCGGACGACCACGCGCGCGUCGGCCUCGAGACAGAGCUCAGCCACAUCGCCGCCUCGCAUCCGCACUGGCGGCUUCGUGGGAUGCACCCAGACACGCCUGCCUAUGCACCCGGCUCCUCGCUCGUCAUCAACGCCAUCGCCGCCCUGCUCGACGCCCGCACUCCGUCAACCUCACUCAUUGUUGUGGCCCAACCGAGCCACGUUUCGGCGCUUGUCGUCCGACGCCUCCUCGCCCCAGCAGCCUUUGAUCUCGCCGUCUGGUACGAUGCCGAGAGCGAGGCGGCUGGCGCCACCGCUGCCUUUCUCCGCACCGCCAUACCUCGCCACAUCGAGCUCCAUGGCGAGGCGCUAGCGCGCGACUCGCCAUCGCUGCAAGCCUCCUUGAGGUUCGCCUCGGACGUCGAGUCAGUCCUGGAGGGUCUUGUCGAGGACGGCCACAGCCUCGUCGACCUCGAUCCGCGCCUUGGUGCUGUGGCUGUUGCGGCCGAGCCAUGCGCGCCGCCAGCGCCAGCUCCUCCGCAACCCGAGCAGGAUACCGCAGAGCCCGGGCCGGUUGACACGCCGCUUCGUUCGGGCCCACCGCUUCCGACGAUGGGCAUCGUCGCGUCGUCCGAGGCCGUGAUCGCGCUCGGCCUGGGCGGGUUAGACUUGUGGCGGACACAGUUUGGCCUGACUGUUGCCGCUGAGCGCGACGCGCUGCCUGCUGGCGUGGCCUUUGUCCUUGAUGAAGGCUAUGCAGUGGCGAUGGUCGACGGCUGGCAGUUGUCGGGUGACGCGCGGGAGCGCGCGGCCGAGGGCCGCCGUCUCCAGGCCAUGGUUUCGAGCGCCGAGCAGGCGUACGACGAGCUGGCGGUCCUGGUGGUCUUUGGGCGAGUGGGCGCUCGAGCAGCCGAGCCGUUUCCAUUUGUUCCAGCUCGAGUCCGGGCGCUGAUGGCAUCGUACGGCCGAACGGCGAGGGCACGCAGCGUGCGAGUCGAGUUUGUGUGGUGCACCGGGCACGCAUCGAUGGGAUCUGCUGUGCGGUCGCGGUGCGAGGCGCGCGCGGCAGUAAGCGCUCGAUGGGCGGGCUCGGCCGAGGUCUGGGCCUCACGGUCUUGGCUCCUUGCCGAAGAGACGACGUCGGAGCGGGUUCUGUGUACCCUCUCGCCGGCGCUCACCCCGUUUACCGCCCAAAUCGCACUCACAUGGUCCAAAAGCCUCGCCGACUUUGCACUGCACGACGAGCUCGAGGCUCUUGUCCGUGACUUUCCGUGGAUCCCGCGCAAAGUUCUGGCCGCAACGACCGAGCGGGCGCAAGCGAGUCCGUGCCCCGUCGCCGGCGUCAGCGAGCCUGCAACCGGCGGGUGA